GUACCGUUCAGAGCUCUUGGCACCGUGUGCUGGAAUUUGGCAAAUAAGUGUGUCAUCAGUAAUUCAUUUAUUUUAGACGAUCCAGACCUGAAAGAUAUUGACCCCACGGUAUUAAAACAUUGCCAUGCUGCGGCUGCAACGUGUAUUCUGGAGGCAGGAAAGCAGAAAGCCGACAUAUCUGCUAUCAGCACAUGUCUAGAAGACUGUAAACUGGAUAAAGAGAGAAUAGAACAGUUUUGCACCGAAUAUCAGAAAAACAAGGAUGCAUUGGAAAUCCUGUUGGGAAGCAUAGGCAGAUCUCCUCUCCAUAUCACUGAUGUGUCUUGGCGCUUGGAAUAUCAGAUCAAGAGCAAUCAACUUCAUAAAACUUACCAGCCUUCCUACUUGGUGACCUUAAACAUAGAGAACAGUGAUUCGGGAUCACACCCAGAUGUUAGUUUUAGUUGCACGAUGGAGCAAUUACAGGAUUUAGUCGGAAAACUAAAAGAUGCUGCAAAAAGUCUAGAAAGAGCAACUCAGAUGUGAUUGAAGGAAGGUGUCAGCCUGCCGAGCUGAAGAACUCCGAUUCCUGAGAGUGUCUUCUCAAUGACAAAUGUCUUUCAUCUCUUGAUGCAAACUGUUCUUUUUUUUUUUUUAAGUCCUUGGAGGGGAAUUAAGGGAAAUAACUGUUUUUUAUGACCACACUUGGUAUUCCUCGAUCCUGUCUUUUUUUUUUUUUAAUUAACUCUUGUUAAACAUUUGGCUAACUGUCGUUGUCUUCAAAGCAUUCCUUCUAUUUUCUCUUGUGUAUUUUUAGAAUUGUCACUGAUUAUUUUUCUCGGGGUU
Phaethon lepturus (White-tailed tropicbird) is the source of this 825-nucleotide messenger RNA. It is a transcript of the gene COMMD3, whose product is annotated as COMM domain containing 3. NCBI's taxonomy places the organism in Eukaryota, Metazoa, Chordata, Aves, Phaethontiformes, Phaethontidae. Gene Ontology annotation, biological process: sodium ion transport. The annotation marks the transcript as partial. The record is from RefSeq and is a predicted model, not a curated record. The transcript has 7 exons.